This is a messenger RNA of Nilaparvata lugens (brown planthopper), 318 nucleotides long. Its product is annotated as actin-related protein 2/3 complex subunit 5-C. Gene Ontology annotation, molecular function: actin filament binding. The coding region runs from base 1 to 318 and encodes 105 amino acids. Gene Ontology annotation, cellular component: cytoplasm; Arp2/3 protein complex; actin cytoskeleton. The record is from RefSeq and is a predicted model, not a curated record. The transcript is spliced from 3 exons. Lineage: Eukaryota; Metazoa; Arthropoda; Insecta; Hemiptera; Delphacidae. Gene Ontology annotation, biological process: cell migration; regulation of actin filament polymerization; Arp2/3 complex-mediated actin nucleation.
AUGGUAGGCCGCAACAUUGACGCUCUCAAUAUUGUAUUGAGAAGUGCACCACUAGGGUCGAAAACUCAACAAGUAAAGGACAACGCGCUCAACCUGACGAUGAAGGUGCUACUAUCGAUCAAGGCGUCGCAGAUCGAGGAGGCAGUGUCGAGAGUCGACAAAGACCUGAUCGACGUGCUCAUGAAGUACAUCUACAGAGGCUUCGAGAUGCCAUCAGAAAAGAGCAGCGGCCAUCUGCUUAUGUGGCAUGAGAAGGUGUUCGCGGUCGGUGGAAUGGGCAGCAUUGUCAGAGUGCUCACGGACAGUAAACGAAUCUGA